CGUCCACGCCUCACGAGCUUACUGUCAAAUAUUUUACUUUAGAAUAAUAAUAUUUUUAUAGUGUUAAAUACGUUCUGUUAUAGUGUUGUGAUUUAAAAUGAAAUUAUUUAUAUCCAUUUUUAUAUUUUGUCUAUUUGCGUUUGAAAUUUGUUUGGGUAAUCCGGACGCGAAAAGGCUUUAUGAUGAUUUAUUGAGCAAUUACAAUAGACUUAUUCGUCCUGUAGACAAGAAUAAUAAUACGGUGUUGGUGAAACUGGGCCUGAGGUUAUCACAACUAAUUGAUUUGAACCUAAAGGAUCAGAUCUUAACGACCAACGUUUGGCUGGAACACGAAUGGGAAGAUCACAAAUUCAAAUGGGACCCUCUGGAAUACGGUGGUGUGAAGGAGCUUUAUGUUCCGUCGGAGCACAUUUGGCUGCCAGAUAUAGUGCUGUAUAACAACGCUGAUGGUGAAUACGUUGUGACGACGAUGACAAAGGCUGUGCUGCAUCACACUGGCAAGGUGCUGUGGACUCCUCCCGCCAUAUUCAAGUCGUCGUGCGAGAUCGACGUGCGCUACUUCCCCUUUGAUCAGCAGACGUGUUUCUUGAAGUUCGGCUCCUGGAGUUACGAUGGAGAUCAGAUUGAUCUCAAGCAUAUUAACCAGAAAAAAGGUGACAUGGUCGAGGUUGGUAUAGACCUGAGGGAGUACUAUCCUUCUGUAGAGUGGGAUAUACUUGGUGUACCAGCUGAGAGGCACGAAAGAUAUUAUCCAUGCUGCCAAGAACCCUACCCUGAUAUUUUCUUCAACAUCACACUCCGCCGCAAAACGCUUUUCUACACAGUGAAUCUAAUAGUCCCGUGUGUUGGAAUAUCAUAUCUAUCAGUCCUCGUGUUUUACUUGCCAGCUGAUUCUGGCGAGAAGAUUGCUUUGAGCAUUUCCAUCCUCCUCUCACAAACCAUGUUCUUUUUGCUGAUAUCAGAAAUUAUACCUUCGACUUCUUUAGCCCUGCCCUUAUUGGGAAAGUACCUACUCUUUACAAUGUUACUGGUUGGGCUAUCUGUUGUCAUAACGAUUAUAAUAUUGAAUGUACACUAUCGAAAGCCAAGUACUCAUGAAAUGGCGCCGUGGGUGAGGUCAUUCUUUAUUACAAUGUUACCCAAGUUGCUACUGAUGCGGGUACCUAAAGAUUUGCUCAGAGACUUAGCGGCGCAGAAAAUACUUGGCCGAAAUAAAAAGCAACAGGACAAAUUGAAAGAUGCUUUAGCUGCUGUGGAAAGGACUAAUUCCAAUGUGUCAAGCCCUGAUUCUCUGCGUCAUCAUUUGCCUGGUGGUUGUAAUGGACUACAUUCUACUACAGCGACCAACAGGUUCAGCGGACUUGUCGGUGCUUUAGGGAGUCUUGGAGCUGGAUACAAUGGGCUACCGUCUGUGAUGUCAGGUCUGGAUGAUUCACUCAGCGAUGUGACACCAAGAAAGAAGUAUCCGUUUGAACUAGAGAAGGCUAUUCACAAUGUUAUGUUUAUUCAACACCACAUGCAGAGACAGGAUGAAUUCAAUGCGGAGGAUCAGGACUGGGGUUUCGUGGCAAUGGUUCUAGACAGGCUGUUCUUAUGGAUUUUCACUAUUGCUUCCAUUGUCGGUACUUUCGCUAUACUUUGUGAAGCCCCAUCUUUGUACGACGACACCAAACCAAUCGAUAUGGUGCUAUCCUCUGUUGCCCAACAACAGUUCUUGCCGGUUGAAAGUGGAGAUUCUUAAAUCUGCUGUUGCAUGAUGUCAUAGCGAUGAAUAACUUAGCAGUUUGGUAAUCUAUUCGCUCACAGAAAAUACCAUCGUUAAUUAUACAGAUGCAAAAGUUCGUUUUGAAAUAAGCUACCUCUUUGAACUUAUUCUUCUUAUUAAAAAAUUAAAAUCGCAAUCGAAUACAAAUUUAAAUUACGUCUAUUAUUUUGUUAUUAUUAUAAUACGCGUAAAUCCAAAUAAUUUAAAAACUACGAUAAUACUUAUUAUAAAUGUUCCAACUCUUAAGAUUUUCUUCAUUCUGAUAUUUAAUAAUGGAAAACACGCUUUUCCUCCUCAUCAUAAUGAAAUCAAAAGAACCAAAGAACAUUAAUAAUCCUCCGCCAAGUCAUUAAUUAAAUAAAAAAUCGACAGCUUCCUUUGAAAGAUAAGCACAAACUUUGUUCGAAUUAAUUAAUUCUUUCUUGUAUGAUGAGUACAGGCAAAAUGUUUUGAAAACUUUAGAAGAUUCGCAUUGAGAUUUCCUUAAAAGGCAUUCUUGGAUUAAUUGUAACAUUGUUCUGCGUUUUAUGGAACUCAUUUGAAGAUUUUUUCUGGGCGAAAAGUAAGAUAGUGUCGGCUUUUAAAAUCUCUAUUUCAAUUAAUAAUGUGGUUGUUAUAUUAAGCCAAAUUAAUAUUUAGGUAUAUUGGCUGUGUUAGAAGUUAAAUGUAUGCAUAAAAAUAUUUCAGGAUAUGAUAAUAAAAUAAGCUUGAAAUAUUAUUUCAAAACUAUGACAAUAGAUUUCCACGAUGAUCGGUCCAUGUGGUCACCAACACUGCGUCUUCCGGUACGUGGACUUCACUGCCCCAACGGCCAUCUGUCCGUCGAACUGUGUCCUGCCCACUGCCACUUCAGUUACGCAUUCAUUAAUAAGUUAUAAUAUAUAAUCUCCUCAUUUCUGAUUAGAGCUCGCAGGAAAACUCCGAGCAUAGCCCUCUGAGCGACCAUGAGCUUUCUCAUAAGGCCUAUAGUUAGCGACCACGUCUGCGUACCGUAAGUCAUUACUGGCUUGAAAACUAUCGUCUUAAGACAUUGUGGUAUAUCAAUAACUCAAUCAAUAAAAUAUAACAAAAUGCGAUCACAUAAUGUUAUAAAGUACUUCCAAAUAUAUUAAUAAUAACUAUAUUGUAGCUCAUUGUAUCAAUUUCUUAAGUCUUAAUAUUAUAAUUUCACGAAAAGGUGACUAGAAUAACUGUUUAGGAUAGUUUUUACUUAACUUGAUAAGGUUUGAUGGAUCCAAGCAUUAAAGUAAAUCCAAACAGUAUUAAGCUGAAAUGUUUUUGUUCGCUGUUAUGUUGUAGCUGUGAACUGUAUUUGAAUUUUCUAAAUUUUAAAUACGCAAAGUUUUUCUUAGAGCCAAAGUUAACGAGCCAUUUCAAAUUAUAAUAAGAUAUAUUUAAUGAGGUGGUAUUACAUUUUUUCUAAUCAUAAGAAACGAAUAGUUCUAGGACAUUAUGUGUAUUUCUUUAGUUAACGUUAUUAUUAUUUCUGUUUUGUCAUCAUGCAAAAUGCGUAUCCUUACACUACGAUUUCAUCUUAUGUGAAGGGACUAACGGGCAAUUGGCUAGCAAUUAAAAUAAAUAUCACUGUCAAAUUCUAUUUGCAAUACUAGAAGUUGGGACCGUAUGGAUAUGUUAUUUUGUAAUAUGUCAAAGACUUCCAAUAUACUAGCGUAAAGACGAACAAAGCAUGCAAGAGAAGAACAUUUCUAACGGAGACACAGGAAGAUAGACAAGUAACCGAUUUUGAUUGACACGCUGUAAAAAGUCGGCCACGAUGGCAUUAGCUCCUUAGUGUUUUGAAAAUUUAAUUAUUUAACAACUAGCUGACGCACACAUUGAUAAAUCUAAAUUUGUCACGAAUUGUCUGGCUGUCAGGUUGUCUAUGUGCUAGUAUAUUGUGAGCCUUAUGAUGUACGUAGUUCCAUUAGCUGGCACGGUACAUAUUUUUGAGGGAAGAACUUUAAUUAUUUACUUAGUUUUUAUGUUUAAGGCUAAGGUUUAUUAUUAUUAUAUACUAUUCGUUGUUAUAUCUGGCCCUAGAGACGCAUUACCCAGAUCGGGAAUACAGUAGUUGGCAGCUAUUUCCACAAAGUGGCUGCGCGAGGCAAGAACUUAUAAGUACCUACAACAACAACUGUGUCAACAACUAUGUCUCUGCUGAGCUGCAGUUCUUUCGAACAUUAAAUUAUUCAGUGGCAUUUGAUUAGGUAUUUGGAAAUUUGAAAAUUGUAAUUAAGAUUAAUAAUUAGUAUUAUUUAAGUCUUCCUUGUAUGUGUCAAGUAUCGGCAUUUAUAAUUAUUAUAACUGUUUACAAUUUAAUUAAAAUAUGUGAUAGAA
Leptidea sinapis is the source of this 4102-nucleotide messenger RNA. It is a transcript of the gene nAChRalpha2, whose product is annotated as acetylcholine receptor subunit alpha-like 2. Gene Ontology annotation, cellular component: neuron projection; synapse; postsynaptic membrane. The record is from RefSeq and is a predicted model, not a curated record. The coding region runs from base 98 to 1741 and encodes 547 amino acids. Gene Ontology annotation, biological process: monoatomic ion transmembrane transport; regulation of membrane potential; nervous system process. Lineage: Eukaryota; Metazoa; Arthropoda; Insecta; Lepidoptera; Pieridae. Gene Ontology annotation, molecular function: transmembrane signaling receptor activity; acetylcholine-gated monoatomic cation-selective channel activity. The transcript is spliced from 8 exons.